AUGGGACAAUUGCCAUCCGCUCGGGUAAGACCAUCUAAAGCAUUCUUACACACUGGAAUAGACUACGCUGGGCCAGUAACACUGAAGACUUUCCAAGGUCGAGGUACCAAAACUUAUAAAGGAUGGAUCGCUGUGUUUGUAUGUCUCGCUACGUCCGCUAUACACAUUGAAAUUGUCACCCAUUACUCUACUGACGCUUUCGUCACAGCAUUUACAAGAUUCACUAGUCGAAGAAGCGCCUGCAGUAUCCUAUACUCGGACUGUGGUACACAUUUUGUAGGAGCAGACGCUACGCUAAAGAAAGAAUUCGCAGCAGGAUCAAGACAGCUAAAAGAACAGUAUUUACUCACUACAGAUGGCACAGACUGGAAGUUCAACCCACCAAGUGCUCCCCACUUUGGUGGCAAGUGGGAAGUAGCCGUAAAGUCAAUCAUGUUCCAUCUCAUACAAACCAUUCGUGAAUCGCUAUUGACUUACGACCAGCUCGCCACAGUCUUAACACAGAUUGAGGCUAUGUUAAAUUCAAGACCGAUCGCUCCGCUAUCUGAAGAUCCUGCAAAUUUAACCACUCUAACUCCUGGACAUUUUCUCAUCGGUAAACCGCUAAUCGCUGUACCUGGGCCCUCGCUACUGGAAAAUAAUUUAGCUUCGUUGUCACGCUGGCAAUAA
Molecule: messenger RNA, 669 nt
Organism: Microplitis demolitor
Lineage: Eukaryota; Metazoa; Arthropoda; Insecta; Hymenoptera; Braconidae
Exons: 1
Coding region: 1-669 (222 amino acids)
Biological process (GO): DNA integration
Molecular function (GO): nucleic acid binding
Source: RefSeq, a predicted model, not a curated record